This is a messenger RNA of Symbiodinium sp. CCMP2592, 1563 nucleotides long. The record is from the annotation of a GenBank genome assembly. NCBI's taxonomy places the organism in Eukaryota, Dinophyceae, Suessiales, Symbiodiniaceae.
AUGACUGAGCCAGCCGACGACGUUCUCGAUCUAUUCCGUGCCCUGCAUGGGCUGCACACAGCUUACUAUUACAGCUCUCACGAGCCAGUCGCGAAUCGCGCGGUUGUGCGCCUAAGACAAGCCCUCGAGCAGGUUGUCGGGCUUGCAAUUGUCCAUGUUUUAGAUGAGAUGCAAAGUGGUCUUGCGGACCCACAAGUGCAACAGGUUGGCGUCAGCUUCCUGAAAGCAGUUGUAGCAGAUUCGAAAGGAACCACAAGGAACAUCAUCCAACGAGCUGGCGUCGAACAGGUGUUGGUUCGGAGCAUGACCUCACAUCCUUGCACAGAGAACCUGCUAACGGAGGCGUUGGCGGUACUGGAUGAACUUCAUGGAAUGGCAGCACUGUUGCAAGCUCUUGAGCACCUGAGACCUAGUGCACCGGGUACGAGAGCGGCUCUGCAAACUCUACGGGUCACGGCUAGCAAACGUUGGCAGGAGGUGGAGCAAUGCCCAGCGGUACCCCUCACCCGUGUAAUCAUUGAUGCACUCCGGGCACAUCCCACAGAAACUGACCUAUUGAUUCUGGGCAUGCAGCUGCUGGGAGACUUAGCUGCCCUGCCAGAAUUGCGUGUGGCUUUCUUCCAGCUAAACGGCUGGGACUGGCUCUUGCAAGUUCUGGAGUCGCAGCCUUCGAAGGAUACUUGGGAAGGUUUACAGCUGCAGCAAGAGGGCGUUCGCUUAAUUGCGCAGCUCUGCAGGGGAGGCGCUUCGGGGGAGAUCCACAGUCGUCGGGUUGAGGCCAUCUUGGAGCAAGUCUUGCAAAGGUCCCAGAAUGAUGGGCGUGUCCUGUACUGGGGCCUUUGGGCUGUACAGCAGCUCCAUGGCUUCGGAUCUUUGCUCGGAACACUCCGAGCCCACUCCAAUCCCGACGUGGUGAAGCAGACACUGAGAUCUUUGAGUGAUUUGGCUUGGGGUCAGGGGGAGGAGGCGGAGUCUGCGGAGGCGGAGCAUGCCAUGCAGGUCCUUCAGAACGUCAUCGAGGCCAUGCGAAGCUUCGCUGGUGACACGGAGGUUCUCCGAGAGGCGGCCUUCGUACUUGCCCGCACCGCCGCCUUUGCCACUCAGCAUGAGGCAGAUACACCGAUGCAGCUUGAGUUUGCGGCCCUUGUUGCUGCAUCCGCGCUCAUCGAGCUGCUCCAAGCCAAGGUCGCGCUCCGUCCGGGGCGCCUGGCGGGUGGCGAUAGUGGCCUGCUACAAUCUGUUCUGGAGGCCUCUUGGGAAUGCAAACUGUGGGAUAUGUCGCUGCGCUUUUUCCCGAACGAGGCUAUCGGGGAAUUCUUGGAGAUGUCACAGGGGCUCCAGUCUAUGGUGCGGGCCAGGAUCUGCGAGGGCCUUUCUGCAGCAAGCGGUUCCGGCGCUGGAACAAGUUUGUUGUCAAAGGUCAGUGCCGAGCAUGAGUCCAACGCCCGUCUGCAGGCCCAUGCAGAGGGGCUGCCACGCUGCCAAUCCCUACCGUUCGUAUACCACUGUAGGUGGCAAGUUCAGGAGCAUGCUCUUCUGGAUGCAAGUCAAUUUAGGCUGUAG